Molecule: messenger RNA, 961 nt
Organism: Girardinichthys multiradiatus
Lineage: Eukaryota; Metazoa; Chordata; Actinopteri; Cyprinodontiformes; Goodeidae
Product: cytochrome c oxidase assembly factor 7
Exons: 3
Coding region: 27-719 (230 amino acids)
Cellular component (GO): mitochondrial intermembrane space
Molecular function (GO): protein binding
Source: RefSeq, a predicted model, not a curated record
GGCGGCGGACCGGCAGAGGUUCCGAAAUGGCUGGGCUUAUAAACUUUGAGGACGAGAAUGAGGUGAAACAGUUUUUGGACAACUUAGGAGUGGAGUACAGUUUCCAGUGCUACAAGGAGAAGGACCCUGAAGGGUGCCAGAGGCUAGCAGAUUAUUUGGAGGGCGUGAAGAAAAACUUUGACUCUGCAGCACAGGUCCUCAAACACAACUGUGAGACAAAUGGACACUCAGAGAGCUGCUACAAAAUUGGGGCUUACCAUGUCACCGGCAAAGGUGGAGUGACUGAGUGUCUAAAAACCGCCUACUCCUGCUUCAUGCGCUCCUGCAAUGCAGGAGGAAAGAAGUCCAUUGACGCCUGCCAUAAUGUCGGCCUGUUAGCGCACGACGGGCGAGCUCUGGAGGGGGGCCCUGACGUGGCGGUGGCUCAGGAGUACUACGAGAAGGCCUGCGCCGGCGGCUUUGCUCCUUCCUGCUUUAACCUCAGCGCCUUGUUCAUCGAGGGCAAUUCCAAAGGGCUGACGCCGAACAUGAGUCAAGCCUUUAGGUACGCCAACCGGGCUUGCGAGCUGGGACACGUGUGGGGGUGUGCCAACGCGAGUCGGAUGUGCAGGAUCGGGGACGGCACGGAGAAGGAUGAGACGAAAGCAGAGGAGCUGAAGAAUCGAGCGAGAGAGCUGCAUGGUUUAGAGAAGGAAAGGCAGCUAAAAUUUGGGGAGUGAUUUUUCACACACUUCUGUGACAUGAUUGUUUCAUGUUUUUUGUCCUCCAUCACAUAGUGUGUUGCUUUAGGCUGUUUGUUUGGAGUAAAACUGGAUUAUCCAAGUUAAAAGAUGGCAAUAAUGUGUCUUUCAAUGCAGCUGUUUGCCAAAUUACAGUCCGUAGAUUGUGAGAAUGUCAGAACUAUGUACAUUUAUAUGAAAUACAAAAAGUCAGUUUGAAAACAAUAAAUUAGUCACGUUGU